AUGCUGUGUCCCAAAGAGGUGGUGAGGGAGGAGCUGGGCAGCCUCCGCGGCAUCCCCCUCUACAAGUCCUUCGUCGAGGGCUGGCCGCGGGUGGAGGCGUUCCGAGCCCGGGCGGAUGACCUGCUGGUGGCCACCUACCCCAAAUCGGGCACCACCUGGCUGAGCGAGAUCCUGGACAUGAUCUACCAGGACGGCGACGUGGAGAAGUGCCGACGGGAUGCCAUCUUCAACCGGGUGCCCUUCCUGGAAAUGAAGGCCGCCGGGAUGCCGAGCGGCGUCGAGCUGCUGGAGAAAAGCCCAUCCCCACGGCUGGUGAAGACCCACCUCCCGGUCCAGCUCCUCCCGACCUCCUUCCAGGACAAGGACUGCAAGGUCAUCUACAUGGCCCGCAACCCCAAGGAUGUCGUCGUCUCCUACUACUACUUCUACCAGAUGGCCAAGAUGCACCCCAACCCAGGCACGCUGGGCGAGUUCCUGGAGACCUUCAUGGCUGGCAAAGUGGCCUACGGGUCCUGGUAUGACCACGUGCGGGGCUGGUGGGAGAAGAAGCAGGAGAAGCGGCUCCUCUACCUCUUCUAUGAGGACAUGAAGAAGGACCCACGGCAAGAGGUGCAGAAGAUCCUGCGGUUCCUGGGCAAGGACGUGGCAGAGGGGACGGUGGCGAGGAUCCUCCACCACACCUCCUUCCAGGAGAUGAGGAAGAACCCCGCCGCCAACUACGAGACCAUGCCCAGCGCCCUGAUGGACCACAGCCUCUCCCCCUUCCUCCGGAAAGGGAUCUCCGGGGACUGGAAGAACCACUUCACCGUGGCCCAGAACGAGCGCUUCGACCAGCACUACCGGGAGCACAUGGCAGGCUCCAACCUCCACUUCCAGAUGGAGGUGUGA
Gavia stellata (red-throated loon) is the source of this 888-nucleotide messenger RNA. RefSeq names its product sulfotransferase 1 family member D1-like. The transcript is spliced from 8 exons. NCBI's taxonomy places the organism in Eukaryota, Metazoa, Chordata, Aves, Gaviiformes, Gaviidae. Gene Ontology annotation, cellular component: cytoplasm. Gene Ontology annotation, molecular function: sulfotransferase activity. Gene Ontology annotation, biological process: sulfation. The coding region runs from base 1 to 888 and encodes 295 amino acids. The record is from RefSeq and is a predicted model, not a curated record.